GGUGGGCUCGGAGGGGGUGCUGCUGUCGCUGCCGCCGCCGCCGGUGGUGGCACCGGGAGGGCACCGGCCAUGGACGCCACCACGCUGGAGCUGGACGCGGUGAAGUUCGCGCAGCUGGCGGUUCAGCGGGACCAGAGUGGGCGCUACCAGGAAGCGGUUUUCUACUACAAGGAAGCUGCACAAGCCUUGAUUUAUGCUGGGAUGGCUGGGUCAAACUUGGAAAAUAUUCAAGAAAAAAUAAAUGAGUACUUGGAGAGAGUUCAAGCUCUCCAUUCAGCAGUUCAGUCACAGAAAACAGACCCUCUGAAGUCAAAACAACAGUUGGACUUGGAGCGUGCUCACUUCCUAGUUACCCAGGCUUUUGAUGAAGAUGAUAAAGGCAACGCAGAAGAAGCUAUAGAGUUGUACACAGAAGCCGUGGAACUCUGUUUGAAAACAGCUACUGAAACUUCAGAAGCAGGCCUCCAGUCCAAACUGAAACAGCUGGCUCGACAAGCCCUGGAUAGAGCAGAGGCACUGAAGGAAUCUAUGUCAAAGUCAUCUCAGAAGGAAAAGUCAACGGCAGCUAAACCAAAUCAGCCAGUGAGAACAUUCUUUCCACUGGGACCGGAUUUUUCUUUAAAUGAUAAACCACAGACAGUCAGAGCAGUACAAGCUAGUGAAUCUCAAGGUCAGAGAUACACUGCAGAGGAGAUUGAAGUGCUCAGGAAGACUUCAAAAAUUAAUGGCAUUGAAUAUGUACCUUUCAUGAGUGUUGAUCUGAGGGAACGUUUCGCCUUCCCUAUGCCUUUUUCUGAUAAAUGUGGGAAGUUACCAUUGUCCCCCAAGCAGAAAGCAAUGUUUGCCAAGUGGGUGCGACCAGAUGACAUAACAAAUAACCCUACCAUGAUCUACACUGUAUCAAGUUUCAGCAUAAAGCAGACAAUAGUGUCAGAUUGUUCUUUCGUGGCAUCACUAGCUAUCAGUGCAGCAUAUGAAAGAAGAUAUAACAAAAAAUUGAUCACGAGUAUAAUUUACCCUCAGAAUAAGAAAGGGGAGCCAGAAUAUAAUCCAUGUGGUAAAUACAUGGUGAAGCUUCAUAUCAAUGGUGUACCUAGAAAGGUAAUCAUAGAUGACCAGUUACCUGUUGAUCAUAGUGGGGAACUUCUCUGCUCUUAUUCUAAUAACAAGAAUGAAUUAUGGGUAUCACUAAUAGAAAAGGCUUACAUGAAGGUCAUGGGAGGAUAUGAUUUUCCUGGAUCGAAUUCUAACAUUGAUCUCCAUGCACUGACUGGUUGGAUACCUGAAAGAAUUGCUAUGCACUCUGACAAUCAAGCUUUCAAUAAAGACAGUACUUUCAGAAUGCUUUAUCAGAGAUUUCACAAGGGAGAUGUCCUUAUUACCACAGCAACAGGGGUGAUGUCUGAAGAGGAAGGAGAAAAAUGGGGUUUAGUUCCAACCCAUGCAUAUGCAGUCUUGGACAUAAGAGAAUAUAAGGGACUUCGAUUUCUUCAGUUGAAAAAUCCCUGGAGCCACUUACGUUGGAAGGGACGAUACAGUGAAAAUGACACAAGAAAUUGGACCCCAGAUUUACAAAAAUACUUGAACUUUGAUCCAAGAACAGCUCAGAAAAUAGACAAUGGCAUUUUCUGGAUUUCCUGGGAGGACCUGUGCCAGUACUAUGAUGUUAUUUAUUUGAGUUGGAACCCAAGUCUUUUUAAGGAAUCUACAUGUAUUCACAGUACCUGGGAUGCAAAGCAGGGCCCGGUGAAGGAUGCCUACAGCCUGGCCAACAAUCCUCAGUACAAGCUGGAGGUGCAGUGUCCACAGGGUGGUGCUGCCGUCUGGGUCCUGCUCAGCAGGCACAUCACUGACAAGGACGACUUUGCACACAAUCGGGAAUUCAUUACAAUGGUUGUGUACAAGACUGAUGGCAAAAAAGUUUACUAUCCAGCUGAUCCUCCUCCAUAUAUCGAUGGUAUUCGGAUCAACAGUCCUCAUUAUCUGACUAAGAUUAAGUUGACCUCUCCAGGGCCCCAUACAUUUACCUUAGUGGUGUCCCAGUAUGAGAAACAAAACACUAUCCAUUACACCAUCAGGGUGUACUCCUUGUGCAAGUUCACCUUUUCCAAGAUUCCUACACCUUACACCAUUUCCAAACGGGUUAAUGGACAGUGGAAAGGUCACAGUGCUGGAGGAUGUGGAAACUUCAGAGACACCUACAAAAAUAACCCCAUUUAUCAAAUCCAGCUAGACAAGAAUGGACCAUUGCUAAUUGAACUACGGGGACCGAGGCAAUACAGCGUUGGCUUUGAACUCAUCACCGUCUCAACAGUAGGAGAUCCUGGUUCCUAUGGCUUUCACAAAAAGAGCAGUGGUGACUACAGGUGUGGAUUUUGCUACUUGGAAGUGGAGAACAUAUUUGCUGGAGUUUACAACAUCAUCCCCACCACAUUCCUGCCUCAACAAGAGGGUCCUUUUUUCUUAGAUUUUAACAGUACUACUCCUCUUAAGGUGUCCCAGCUGCAGUGAGGAGACGACUUAUCUGUGCAGUACUGUUUAAGGAGGUGGUUUUGAUCUGUCCUACAGCCUGAGAACAGGUGAAUAACCCUUCCUACACAUAUGCACAAAAGGCAUUCUAAGUUAUAGCCAAAAGCAUGGAAUCACUGAUUGCCACUUAAUUGUGGUAGGCAGUUAGCUGUGGGGUUUGCUGCUAUGGUACUGGAGGGAGCACUGUUUCACAGGCUUGGGAAUAGGCUAAAAUGCAUAUAUUCAAAUGAACUGGCAGAACUCAAUUUAUUGCAAUUUUUCCACACUUUGAAUCAAAGUCCAGUGAGUUAGGAGAAAAACUAACACUGAAAUUCCCUUCUCCCAGAAUACAGGGUAUAUGGGUUAAAGAUUUUAUUCUUAAAAGUAAACAUGUAAGAAAAAAAUAUUCUUGUGUAUUUCUGCUUAUUCAGUCUCAGGACCAAAUAGCUUUUACUACAUAUUUGUGCUGCUAUCUUGAAUGUUUUCAGCAUUGAACUGGUUCUCACCUCUAAAUGUAAAUUUACUACUGCUGAGCAUGCAGUAUUCCAUGUGCCAACUUAUCUGGAAUAUGUAUAUAGGAGUAAAAACUAUUUCUAAGAGCAUCACUCAUGUUACAUGUACUUUGAGAACUGUUAGUUCAUAUCUGUGUGACUUUAGUACAUGACACAGCACAGGGUUCUCUCUGGUUUUUUUUCCUACUAGCUGCCAAACCUAGCUUGAUUCUGAUCAGCAGUAAGGACAGGGGGUUACCCAGCAGUAGCAUAGAGAGAAAAUGCAGCAUAGACUUCCUUGAGCAGGUGUGAAAGAUUUUCAUCUGAAGAUCCAGUCUAAGAGUCACUGUAUCUACUCAGUUGCUGGGGGGGAGAUGGGAAACUGCGCACCAUCAGAAACCCAGCAAAGAAAUGUCUCAUUUUCAUAAUUUUUAUAAUUAUUCAGCCUAUAGGGAAGGAUUAUUUAAGCCUCUCCCCCUAAUAAACCACAGCUGCAAGGAAUGCACUGGCUGAUUCCAUUACACCAGACAUCUUUGAAAAGGUACUUUUUUCCUUGGAAGUUGAAACCAGUGGAUGAAUUGAGCACUUGGCCACUGUCAACAACAGAGCAGGGUUAGAAUUUUUAAGAAAACAGUGGAAGUGGGAUUAAUGCAGAAUGAAAGCCUUUAAUAUGUGCUCUUCCUGUAGACCUAUAUACAUUGUAUCUGAAGAGGAUUCAAGAUAACCAAGUUUUUAAUUUAAUACCAACUGCCUUGCAGAUCCUGAAAUGCAUUAAAUUUUGGGUUGUUUCACAAAAUUUAUAAUACUUGACAGCUGGGGGAAGAGGAUGUUUUUAAAACAGCCACGGGAAUUUUGCUGCCAUUCAUUCACAUUAGUGUGCCAGUUUCCUAAGCAAAAAAGGUGGCAUUUAAAUCUUGUUUUAGAGCACAGGUGUCACUUGGCCAUCAGGAAACUGAGCACACAUUCUACAGGAGCACCAGAAAUAUCUGUGGGCUAAAACUACUCCCAGAAAAGUCUGCUGUUCGUCCUCUCCAGAAAGUACAAGAUUCUUUUGUUUCUUUUCCUUCAUCAGACAGCUGCUUAAGAAGUGUCUAGUGUUGAAAGGGCACUGAUAGCUCCUGCCUUUGAAAACAUGUCCCGCUGAUGGCAGUUCUCUCCAAGGCCAUCUGGGAUAAGAAAUUUGUGGCAGGUUUGUCACAGUGUGACUUACCUUCUUUUGCAGGGAAGUUUCUGCGUGGGCACAAGCUGAGCAAAGAAACAGAUUAGGCUCAUUGUAGUUAUCCCUUGGCUUCUGGAAUAUGGGCCAAGGACUGCCUCAUCUCUACAAAAUGAAAGUUUCAUUCAGCUCACAUUUUCCCUACAGAUUUCUGUUAAGUUUUUAGCUCAGGCUAAACCAGAAUUGCAGUGGAGUCCUGCAUGUAUCUUAUCACCUCUGACGUUAAAGGUAGUCAGUAAGUUCCAACUGAGAAUCUUUUUGGCAGUACAAAAUGCAGAUGCCAGAACUGCCAGCUUUCAGUACCCAGUUCUUGCACAUUCUCUGCUGUUUGAGAUCAAGCUGGUAGACUUGCCUACAGUAAAACCUGUUGUUGUUCUUCAGUAGUUGGUUUCUACUCGGCAGGAAGGAGUUUUUCUUUCUUUUUUCCCCUCAGUACAAGCUACUGCCAAGCUUAUGCUGCAUGAAACGAGCAUAAGGCUCAGCUUCCAUUCUGUGCUGAUCUAAAACUAAACUGAACUAAAAGCAAGAAAUGUACUCACUGUCUGGCAUUAAGGACAAAGGAUCCUGUCCCAAGCAGGAUGUGCUAAUGUUUUUUACCUAUACAGAACUG
This is a messenger RNA of Empidonax traillii (willow flycatcher), 4825 nucleotides long. RefSeq names its product calpain 7 (gene CAPN7). The transcript is spliced from 21 exons. Lineage: Eukaryota; Metazoa; Chordata; Aves; Passeriformes; Tyrannidae. Gene Ontology annotation, biological process: proteolysis. The coding region runs from base 70 to 2511 and encodes 813 amino acids. Gene Ontology annotation, molecular function: calcium-dependent cysteine-type endopeptidase activity. The record is from RefSeq and is a predicted model, not a curated record.